This is a messenger RNA of Lampris incognitus (smalleye Pacific opah), 1744 nucleotides long. Its product is annotated as aldo-keto reductase family 1 member B1-like. Lineage: Eukaryota; Metazoa; Chordata; Actinopteri; Lampriformes; Lampridae. The transcript has 11 exons. The coding region runs from base 24 to 1145 and encodes 373 amino acids. The record is from RefSeq and is a predicted model, not a curated record. Gene Ontology annotation, cellular component: cytosol. Gene Ontology annotation, molecular function: aldose reductase (NADPH) activity.
GCAGGCUGGCAAAGAGCCCUCCAAUGUCUGAAGCAAGAUCAGAGGAGACGGGGGCCCCUGAAAAGCAGACGUCCAGCUGGGAGAAGAUCAGAAGAGACACAAACUUUCGGGAGAGCUAUUGUGAGGCGCCCAAACCGACCAGAGGAGGCGCCAGUGCAGCGACCAGGACACAUACCCACAUCUGGCUUCCCUCCCGCACAAUUGUGUCGCCCAGCCAAGCCGGAGGUAACGCGGACAUUCGAACCGCUGUCCCUAUGUCGUCCCCCACUGGUAAAGUGAUGGAGGCGGUGAAAGCAGCCAUCUCUGCUGGCUACAGACACAUCGACGGAGCCUUUGUCUACGAGAAUGAGGUGGAGGUGGGUGAGGGCAUUCACGCCAUGAUCAAGGAAGGAGUGGUGAAGAGGGAGGACCUCUUCGUGGUCAGCAAGCUGUGGUGCACCUUCCAUGAGAAGUCUCUGGUAAAGGGAAUCUGUGAGAAGACUCUAAGUGACCUAAAACUGGACUACCUGGAUCUCUACCUAGUGCACUGGCCCAUGGGGUUCAAGCCUGAAAGUGGAUUAUUUCCCAUGGACAGCACUGGAGAAGUCAUCAGUGACAAUACCUGCUUCCUGCAGACAUGGGAGGGCAUGGAAGAGUUGGUGGAUGCUGGGUUGGUUAAGGCCAUCGGUAUCUCCAACUUUAACAAGGAGCAGACUGAGGCCAUCCUCAACAAACCAGGCCUCAAGUACAAGCCUGCCAUCAACCAGGUGGAGUGCCAUCCAUACCUGACCCAAGAGAAACUCAUCAAUUACUGCCAAUCUCAGGGCAUUUCAGUGACGGCCUACAGCCCCCUGGGCUCCCCUGACAGACCCUGGGCUAAACCUGAAGACCCCGCACUCAUGGAAGAUCCCAAAAUUAAGGCCAUUGCGGAGAAGCACAAGAAGACACCUGCCCAGGUCUUAAUCCGCUUCCAAAUCCAGAGAAACGUGAUCGUGAUUCCCAAAUCUGUUACACCCCAGCGCAUUCAGGAGAAUUUCCAGGUAUUUGACUUUGAGCUUUCCGAGGAGGAAAUGAAGACUAUAUUAGGAUUCAACAGGAACUGGAGAGCCUGUCCCAUGCAGUGGAGCUUGAAGCACAAGGACUAUCCCUUCAAUGCCGAAUUCUGAGACAACACGCAUAGGCCAUAAGAUUACAGUGGGUGCCUAGUUGUGUUUCAGACGUGUAUUCUGCUAUAGCCACAGAAAAGUGUUUCUCCUUUCUUCCUUCCAUACUUCUUUGCUCUUUAGAGCAGUGUUACAACACUUAAUUACAACACAACAGUUAACAGUUACAACAGUGCAAUGAGGCUACACUGAGGCCGAAUAUUGGUUACUGCUACAUUAAUCGGGAGAAGCAUAUAUUUCUUUUACUGCUACAUUAAUCGGGAGAAGCAUAUAUUUCUUUUGUUCCCUGUAUUGCCUGCUUAUGAAUACACACCCCAUACAAGUUACAGAUGUUGGUACCUAAAAGACUGAGCAGCUCAGGUUAACGUGCCACAAUAUUUUGCAUUAACAGUUAAUUCAAAUUACAUAGAAGGUCAUUUAACGGUUAAUAAUUUUUUUGGUCAUGAAAUUGGUGCAGGCACAGUGGAGCAUUUUUGUUCUGAUUGUUGCUGAUCUCCAAGCCUCAAGACUUGAUCUGAUGGUCUCGUGUAAUUACUUUGUCUACAUACUGUAUCUAAGUCUCAAGCACUCCAAGAAUUUAAUUUAAAUGGCUUUGCACUGAA